AUGCCAUGGCCCUUCAAUUCGGGCUCAGGCCCAGGCUCAGGCCCAAGUGCAAACUCCAGCCCCGACAAAGAUGACGACUCGUCAAGGCCUCCCGUCUCCUGGGCCAGCAGCCUCAAUGGCACCGACUGGCAACACUACAAGGACCCAAGGAACUGGGUCCCGACCUUCCUAUUGACCACUACUGUCCUCGUCUCGCUGCAGGUCUAUCGUUCCUAUCUGCGUCGCAUACCUGGCGCCAUACAUGUCCAGCCCAGCUUCUUCAGGAAGAGGAGUUUGUUCGGCCAAGUCACAAGUGUUGGGGACGGCGACAACUUCCACAUGUUCCACACCCCGGGCGGACGCUUCGUAGGUUGGGGAUGGCUACGGAAGGUUCCGCAAAAGAAGGCCGAGUUGAAGAGCAAGACUAUACCCAUACGCCUCGCUGGCGUCGAUGCGCCUGAAGGUGCUCACUUCGGGCGACCCGCCCAGCCAUUCUCGACAGAUGCUCUAGCCUGGCUCUCGAGUUAUAUCCUGGGCCGGAGAGUGCGCGCGAAAAUUUACAAGCGAGAUCAAUACGACCGGAUAGUGGCCACUGUGUUUGUGAGACGGUUUCUCAUCCGUCGCGACGUGGGUCUGGAGAUGCUGAAGAGGGGGCUGGCUACGACAUACGAAGCGAAGACCGGUGCCGAGUUCGGCGGCCUCGAGGAGAAGUACAAGGCUGCUCAAGCCAAGGCAAAGGACAAGAAGCGCGGCAUUUGGGGUGGCAAUCCGCAGCACUUUGAGAGUCCCCGCGAAAACUCGCGAUCCAAUGCUGGCACGGGUGAUGGCGAGGCAGCUGCACGCGAGUCUGGGCCGCUGGAUCUAUCCGAGCCCACGGGCGGUUCGCGACUCGUUUCGCGAACGGCUUGA
Messenger RNA from Anthostomella pinea, 888 nucleotides. Lineage: Eukaryota; Fungi; Ascomycota; Sordariomycetes; Xylariales; Xylariaceae. The record is from the annotation of a GenBank genome assembly.